AUGCCCACAGAAAACGUGAUUCGACCCUCGAUAUCGAGAAAAAACAGUCGGCUAUCGCUGUUAUCGUCGUUAUCGUCGCUGCAUACAAACAUCACAUGGCAUCAUGAUGUUGUGGUAGAGCAACAACCACCUUCAGGAAAGGCAGUGGCACAACGGAUAAGUCCAGGUGAUAAUCCCACAACAUCAAUUCACAACGACCUCUUUAUGACACCUCCAUCUACCGAAUCGCCCAGAUCAAUUUCAAGCUCGAGCUUAAACUCCAGUCCCAGUUCAUCGUUAGCAAUGCCCAUCGAACACAGGAGUCUAUCUGCAAAGUCACCUUGCUUCGUACAUUCGCACCUAGAUAAAGGAGCAUCGCUACAGGACUGGCUUGAUGUCCAUACUAAGGAUAACGAGGUACCUGGAUCAGACGUUGGGGUCGCCAAGGCUCUUCAGCAACGCCAUCAGCCUCAACACCACCUUGAAUUCUCUUAUCCCGAUGAAGUCUCGGAAGAUGAUGAUAGUGAUACAUAUGGCGGCAACCUUACGAAACAGCUGGCAGAGACAGCGGUCGGGGUUCGUGAAAUGAGCAAGCAACUCGGACGUGCUCGAAUAAAAUCCAAUAUCCAGAGCGUCCUCAUUGUAACCAAGGCCAGGGAUAACCGCCUUAUCAACCUGACGCGUGAACUUGCAUUGUAUCUGAUGCUUAAACAUCGUCAAGGGGGUCGAGGCCUCAUUGUCUAUGUAGACCAUCAACUGCGCAAUUCGAGGAGGUUUGACGCCGAAGGUUUACAAAGAGAUCAUCCAGAAUUGUUCGAGCCUCUCCCACGAAGACGGUCGUCCAGCAGCAACUCUCUCUCUUCCUUGUCAUCGUCAUCCACUCCUCAAGAUGAUUUCAACACGCCCCAGGAGGGUCAGCUACGAUACUGGACUAGUGACAUGUGCCGAGAUAGUCCACAUCUGUUCGAUUUUGUUAUCACGCUUGGAGGAGAUGGCACUGUUCUUUUCACAUCAUGGCUCUUUCAGCGAAUUGUUCCUCCCGUUCUCUCUUUCGCACUCGGCUCCCUCGGCUUUCUCACUAAUUUCGACUUCGCUGACUAUCAAGCGGUUGUAGACUCAGCCAUUGACACAGGUAUUCGUGUCAACCUACGCAUGCGAUUUACUUGUACAGUCUACCGUGCUGUAUACGACAAAGGGAAGUGCCGCAAGGCCGUGAAAAAGGGUGAAACAGGUGAAAUCAUGAUGAAGGAUGUAAACAAAGGAGGGUGGGAGGCACUCGAAGGAGGUUGGUCUGGCGGAUUUACCACUUCGGAGGGCGGCAAGUGUUCAAAGGAUAAGGAGAUCAUGUGCUUCACGACAAGACCAGUUGAGACGUUUGAGGUUAUCAAUGAUCUUGUGGUGGACCGGGGACCCAGUCCCUAUGUCAGUUUGCUUGAAUUAUUUGGCGACGAACACCAUAUGACAACUGUGCAAGCUGAUGGGCUUUGUGUAGCCACGCCCACCGGUUCCACCGCUUAUUCGGAUCCUUGGUUCACCCUGAGAUUACCUGCAAUCCUUAUCAGUCCCAUCUGCCCUCACACGCUAUCGUUCCGUCCCAUGCUUCUUCCCGACAGUAUGGAGCUUCGCAUAUGUGUCCCAUAUAAUUCUCGUAGUACCGCUUGGGUGUCUUUCGACGGCCGAGGCCGUGUGGAACUGCAACAGGGUGAUCAUAUCAAAAUAACUGCUUCCAAAUACCCUUUCCCAACUGUUUGCGCGGAUAAACAGUCAACUGACUGGUUCCACGCCAUCUCACGAACCCUAAAAUGGAAUGAACGCGAGCGUCAAAAAUCGUUUGUUGUAGUCGAAGAGGGUCCGUCACGGAAAUCCAGCCUGGGGAAAACGAGGAGGCCUGAAAAAAUGAAGCUUGAUGAUAUAUUCGAUGAAACUUUGGAGGAUGAAGAGGAGGAUGAAACGUCUGACGAUGAAGAUAACAAAUUCGACAUUGAUGAUUCGUCCCCUGAGGCUUCGACCAUCGGACGUGCUGGUAUCCAAAUUCCGAACGAGUUAAAUGCUACAGAUGCUGCAGUUGGUCUUGCAAAAGCUCGUGAGGAAAUGGGCUCCCAGACAGAUGAGGAUUUACUCUCGACACCGCAGUUGGCUGCGCUUGCACUCACUCAAGGACGUCAUCUCAAAUCAUCUCGCUCGGCCAAAUCACGACGGUUCGCUGGACCCGCACAUCGUCCGCCUCAUAUCAAUCCCUUCCACAUUGACCAUCAAUUAAGGACGCCCUCCCCUGCACUUUCAAACUCUUCGGAUGAUUCAUUGUCGACCAUGCACGUGGCGCAACGUGGUACUCGGGACGAUAUACAUUCUCGGGAACAAUAUUCAAGUGGCCGUAGUCGUAUUCCCAAGGACAGGGAAUUUGAUGACAAUCUUCAGACUCCCACCAUUGCAGAUACACUCUCGGGUCGCAGAAACCAUCACCGAGUAGAUUCGAGGGAUUAUGACCAACAUCAACCUCGCGCAUUUGCUGUCUGGGGCAACGAUGAGACCGACAGUAAUGCGAGUGACAGUGAUGCUUAAUCAUCUGGAAUAUGUUAGGACUUCCUCACCGUUCUUCCGUUGCCUUCUUUCCUCCUCCCCCUUUUUUAAAUUAAUCAUCUUACCAUACCCAGACACCUUAACUAUGUGUUACUAGCAUCAUUACUUGUACUUGACUUGUACUAUGAUUUUUAUAGGGAUUUUCGGUCACAUGCAUAUAGGGUCUGCUUGUGCAUACUACGUCGUUCGGCCAAUGUUGUUUCAUUAGUAGAUGGACAUCGAAUAUUGUAUCCUGACAUGAUGGAUACAUCGGAUAUGUCCGAAGGCAUUCCAAAGAGCAAUGCAUAUAUAUAACGAUCGUUCUGUUGAGUGUACCUGCAU
This is a messenger RNA of Suillus fuscotomentosus, 2880 nucleotides long. RefSeq lists its product as uncharacterized. The record is from RefSeq and is a predicted model, not a curated record. Gene Ontology annotation, molecular function: NAD+ kinase activity. Gene Ontology annotation, biological process: NAD+ metabolic process; NADP+ biosynthetic process. Bases 1 to 2541 code for a protein of 846 amino acids. The transcript has 8 exons. NCBI's taxonomy places the organism in Eukaryota, Fungi, Basidiomycota, Agaricomycetes, Boletales, Suillaceae.